Molecule: messenger RNA, 3923 nt
Organism: Tympanuchus pallidicinctus (lesser prairie-chicken)
Lineage: Eukaryota; Metazoa; Chordata; Aves; Galliformes; Phasianidae
Gene: ARHGAP26
Product: Rho GTPase activating protein 26
Exons: 21
Coding region: 115-2136 (673 amino acids)
Biological process (GO): signal transduction
Cellular component (GO): cytoplasm
Molecular function (GO): GTPase activator activity; protein binding
Source: RefSeq, a predicted model, not a curated record
GCGGCGGCGGCGGCGGCUCCCUGAGAGGCGGGAGAGCGCUUCUCGUCCAAAAAAAAGGAAACAAUAUAUAUUUUAAUUUUUUUGUUAAUUCUUCGCGGUGCGGCGGCGGGCGGCAUGGGGCUGCCGGCGCUGGAAUUCAGCGAGUGCUGCCUGGACAGCCCGCAGUUCCGGGAGCGGCUCCGCUCGCACGAGGCCGAGCUGGAGAAGACCAACAAGUUCAUCAAGGAGCUCAUCAAGGACGGGAAGUCGCUCAUCGUCGCCCUCAAGAAUCUGUCGUCGGCCAAGCGCAAGUUUGCAGAUUCCCUCAAUGAAUUCAAGUUCCGCUGCAUCGGCGAUGCUGAAACAGACGAUGAGAUCUGCAUAGCCAAGUCUCUGCAGGAGUUUGCCACAGUGCUGCGGAACCUGGAGGAUGAGCGGAUGCGGAUGAUUGAGAACGCCAGCGAGGUGCUGAUCACACCGCUGGAGAAGUUCCGCAAGGAGCAGAUUGGUGCUGCUAAGGAUGCCAAGAAGAAAUAUGACAAGGAGACUGAGAAGUACUGUGGUGUCCUAGAGAAGCACUUAAACUUGUCUUCCAAGAAGAAGGAAUCCCAGCUCCAGGAGGCAGACAGCCAGGUGGACCUGGUUCGGCAGCAUUUCUACGAGGUCUCCCUGGAGUAUGUCUUCAAGGUGCAAGAGGUCCAGGAGAGGAAGAUGUUUGAGUUUGUGGAGCCUCUGCUGGCCUUUCUGCAAGGGCUUUUCACCUUCUACCACCACGGCUAUGAGCUUGCAAAGGACUUCAGUGACUUCAAGACAGAGCUGACCAUCAGCAUCCAGAAUACGAGGAAUCGCUUUGAAGGAACGAGGUCAGAGGUUGAAUCGCUGAUGAAGAAGAUGAAGGAGAAUCCUCACGAGCACAAAAACAUCAGUCCUUAUACCAUGGAGGGGUAUCUCUACGUCCAGGAGAAACGUCACUUUGGGACCUCCUGGGUGAAGCAUUACUGCACGUACCAGCGGGAAUCCAAGCGGAUAACCAUGGUGCCAUUUGACCAGAAAUCUGGAGGAAAAGGGGGAGAGGAUGAAGCCGUUAUCCUGAAAUCUUGCACACGACGGAAAACCGACUCCAUUGAGAAGAGGUUCUGCUUUGAUGUGGAAGCCGUGGAUCGGCCCGGCGUGAUCACCAUGCAGGCGCUUUCGGAGGAGGACCGAAGGCUUUGGAUGGAGGCAAUGGACGGCCGGGAGCCGGUCUACAACUCGAACAAGGACAAUCAAAGCGAAGGCACUGCCCAGUUGGAUAAUAUCGGCUUCAGCAUAAUCAAGAAAUGCAUACACGCUGUUGAAACGAGAGGGAUCAAUGAGCAAGGACUCUACAGAAUUGUUGGAGUAAACUCUAGAGUUCAAAAGCUGUUGAGUAUAUUAAUGGAUCCAAAAACUGCCACUGAAACCGAAACUGAGAUCUGCGCAGAAUGGGAGAUAAAGACCAUCACCAGUGCCCUGAAAACGUACCUGAGAAUGCUUCCAGGGCCGCUCAUGAUGUACCAGUUUCAAAGGAGCUUCAUCAAAGCAGCAAAACUGGAGAAUCAGGAAUCCAGGGUGUCAGAGAUCCACAGCCUUGUUCAUCGGCUCCCGGAGAAAAACAGGCAGAUGCUGCACUUGCUCAUGAACCACUUGGCAAAAGUUGCAGAUAACCACAAGCAGAACCUGAUGACUGUUGCUAAUCUGGGUGUGGUGUUUGGGCCGACGCUGCUUCGACCCCAGGAGGAAACAGUCGCUGCCAUUAUGGACAUCAAGUUUCAGAAUAUUGUGAUUGAAAUUUUAAUAGAAAACCAUGAGAAGAUAUUUAACACCGUGCCGGAGACGCCGCCGUCGAACUCGCAGCUGCUGCUGUCCCGCAAGAAGAGCGCAGACUCGAAGCCCCCGUCGUGCAGUGAGCGGCCGCUCACCCUGUUCCACACCGCGCAGCACAACGAGAAGCAGGAAAACAGGAACAGCAUCAUCAACUCCAGCCUGGAAUCCGUCAUCUCUUCAAAUGUAAACAGCUUCCUCAACUCCAACAGCGCGCCUCAAUCCAACCUGAACUCAAGUGAUCUCGAACUAGAAGUAAUUAAACCCAACAGGCCAAACUCACUGAAGAGCCCCUUGCAAAGCCCUCAAGAGUAAGAAGAAGGGAAAAAACAGAUGACAUUUGCUUUCUGCAGACAACAGGCAGCAGCCAGCAAUUCCAAAAAGCCCGUCACCACCGCUGCUAUUCCCAUGAGAAAGAGAAAGGAAAUGGGAUCUUACAAAAAAAAAACAAAAAACCAAAACACAAAAAAAAGACAUGUUCCAAAAUACAGAGGCCUCAUUGCUCUCAUCAGUGCGCUCACUUCUCCGGUGGGAUCAGACGUAGCCCAUGCUGUGGCGUGGUUCAGUGGGGUGACAUUGAGCAGGAGCUGUGGAACUGAACGCUGGGGUUUCCCUGGAAGGAGCUGAGCCUUCAGAGAUCGUCUGCUCAGCAGGGCAGCCCCAGAGGGCCCUGCAAAACCUUCUGUUCUUCUGGAGGGAACCACUCACAGCACCACGUUCAUCUCUUCUGGGAGUAACCUGAUUGAAGCAGGAUGGUCUUCAUCCUCACAGACCUGCGUGCUGUUACUAAUGAUGUAUCUCUCUUGCUUGGUGGGCAUGGAGAGUGUUUUCUUUGCCAUGAGGAAUCCAAAGAUACCAAAACCCCAGUCCAAAUUUUGGAUAGCUUCGUAGCUGGUGGCUGGCUGGAGAGCCAGGCUCUUGCUGUAAGACUUUUCUGUGGCAGCAUCACAGAGGCAGUUUUCCUGUGCCCCACAGUCAGUGCAGCAGGCUGAGCUGUUGGGUGGCAGUGAUGAAGCUGACCUACAGGUUGCAAGCACUGCACUCUUUUACAGUGAUCCCAUCUCAAGAAGGGGACUUUCUUGUCCCAUUGCCUCGUAGCUGGGUGUCCUGGCAGGGUCACUGCUGGCUGUGCUGUGGGGCAGGCACUCUGCCCUGGGUUUGCUGUCAUGGCACAGCUUGGCUGUGUUUUGGCCACUGAGUCGCCUGCAGGUGUUCAGUGGGGCGGAAUCUCACUGCAGCAGGGGUUGGAGGUGAAGGGAAAGCCCCGUGUGGAGCUGAUAGCUGGCACCUCUGGGAAGAGCUCAGUGGGAUUACCAGGACGGAGGAGCCUGCACAAAUGGGAGCCGUGGGGAGAUGAGGCGCAGCUGCAGCCCCAGGCAAAACCCACCCUGGCAGCUGCCAGCUGUGCUCCAGAUGUGUUGUAACUCAGCCAUGUGCAGCCAGCAGGCACUGCAUGCAGGUAUGAUGUGCAGCAGGCUUUGGUUUCCAAACUGCAGCUCCUUGUGCAGCACCAACAGUGCACGAGGGGUUCUAGGUGCCAACACCCACAGGAGCACAUUCUCCAUGUCUUCAAAUGAAUUUAACGUGCUCUCUCCAUUAGAGGGCAGAAGCAUGCUUGUGCACAGAUAAAACAAAACAAAUGUACGUGCCCUAUGUGCUAUCUAAGUUGUUGUGCUAAGGGAAGGUAGAACACCGUCACACUCUUCCAGCCAACCUCACCUGGUGGGAGGAAAAGGCAGCAGGGAGAAGUGGGGCCUUAAGGGUUAACCUCUGCGACUGGGGAUCGCUGGGUGCUCCAUGUAGCACCUCCUCCUGUUUGAAGCUGGAAAUAGAUUUGUGCUAUGGUAAGUACAAAUGUCUCUCAGGUUUGUUAAGGACCAGCCAACGCAGGUAAAUACUCCUCUUGCAAUUUUAGUAGAAAAGUGCAGAAGGAUUUGCUUCUGAAUAUUGGUAACUAGGAGGUGAACAUCUGGAGGAUUUCUCUUAAUAGUCUGCAGUUUUACAGCGCUUGGUGAAGGUUGUGCUGCACUGCUGUAUUUCAGCCCUAUGCUCAUGUAAAGCUCUGCAGAAAUAAAGGCAUUGCCCAUAACCAUGUGGGGAAA